Messenger RNA from Sorex araneus (European shrew), 2687 nucleotides. It is a transcript of the gene HPS4, whose product is annotated as HPS4 biogenesis of lysosomal organelles complex 3 subunit 2. The transcript is spliced from 14 exons. Bases 621 to 2558 code for a protein of 645 amino acids. NCBI's taxonomy places the organism in Eukaryota, Metazoa, Chordata, Mammalia, Eulipotyphla, Soricidae. Gene Ontology annotation, biological process: vesicle-mediated transport. The record is from RefSeq and is a predicted model, not a curated record.
GCAGGUGCCGGCUAGGAGCCUGGGGCGCCCCGCCCGCCCCGCCCGGCGCCGCCGCUCGCUACGUCAUCACCGCGCGCCGCCUCGCGGGGAAACCCACCCCGCCCCCAGGCUCGUGACCCGGGCGGUUCUCGGCCGCGCGCGCAGGGCCAAGCCCUCAUGCCUGAGCCGGAGACUUCAACACAGAACCUUCGGGGUGGCUCUAGGACUAGCCAGCUGAGAAUCACGGCAGAAUACGGGCUUUAGCACACACCCGCCCGGUCGGGCUCUCCCGGGAAAGAGCUGCGGGAGAGGCUACUUACUGUCCAGCGGCCAGAGAGCUGGGGCUCCCGGAGCGAGCUCAGGGGACGGCGGUUUGCUGGGUUUGCCGGCUUUACUCCCUCUCCUGAAGUGCAGAGAGGCCUGGAGGGGCUCCUGGCCCCACAGGGCCUGCUGAGAAGGGAAGCAUCACUUUCAGGCUGAAUGAGCCCCAAGCCCGGGACACCGGGGACGGAGAACUCAGCCUCCUCCCACAUCCGGCUUCUGUGGACUGGGGAGCCAGCUGAAUGGUCCCUGCUGGAGAGAGAGCAGCCCUGCCGCAAAAGAAAACCCCGAUAAAGAGAAUGCAGGGGCCCGGAGAGUAAAUGGCUGCCCCCGUGUCCACCGAGAAGCCGGCGUCUUGGUGGAAUUAUUUUUUCCUUUAUGAUGGCUCCAAGGUAAAGGAAGAAGGAGACCCCACAAGAGCUGGCAUUUGUUAUUUCUACCCAUCGGAGACCCUGCUCGACCAACAGGAGCUGCUCUGUGGGCAGAUCGCGGGCGUUGUCCACUGCGUCUCGGACAUUUCCGGCUCACCCCCCACUCUCAUUCGCCUGCGGAAGCUGAAGUUCGCCGUGAGAAUGGACGGGGACUACCUGUGGGUGCUGGGCUGUGCUGCAGAGCUCCCGGAUGUCAGCUGCCGGCAGUUCCUGGAGCAGCUCAUUGGAUUCUUCCACUUCUACCAUGGACCCGUUUCUCUGGCGUACCAGAGCCGGUCUCGGGAGGAGCUGGGCGCCGCGUGGGAGGCCGCCAUCGAGCAGAUUCUGAGCCACAGCGGUGACCUGGACAGGAUCUUCAGUUCCGUCUGGACCCUCGACCCCACCAAGGUGGAGCCGCUGCUGCUGCUGAAGGCGGCCCUCAUCCUGCAGGCCUGCCAGUGCUGCACGCAUGUCCGCGCCGGCUGCAUCCUCUACCAGGGCCUGACCGUCAGCACCCAGCUCACGCCCUCCCUCACGGCCAAGGUCCUGCUGCGCCGGGAGCAGGGACCACCCCCAGGAGGGGCUGCAGUGCAGGAAGGCGGGGAGCGUCUCCCCCGCCACGUCCGCAUCGUGCCUGUGUUCCUGACGGAGGCAGAAGCCGCCAGUCUCCAGGACUUCCCCGGGGAGCCCGGGACCAGCUCUCCUGCACCCGCAGCCUCCCCCCAGGAGCACCCGGCCCAGCACCCGCCCGGCGAGAAGUCCGUCCCGAGGGAGACAGCCGCUGCCUGCACACUCGCGACUCCCCCCCAGCCCCCCGCCCUGGGUACGGCUCAGCCGAGGAGCGACGGGGAGAACGGCCUGUGCGGUCCCCAGCCCACAGGGGUGCUCGGCUGCCCCUUGGCCGAGAAACCGGGCUUGUCUGCAGACGACGGGGAGCAGGAGCUGUCCGGAGCCCACGUUCCCGAGGCUCAGAACCGGGCCCCCUCCUCGGGUCAUUGUCCCGUCCCAGGCAUGAGCGCCCCGGAGGCGGAGAGCCCCGGCCUCGAGGAUCCUGUCGGCGGUGACCGCGGCGGUCUGGAACUCGGGCCGCCCCCGCCGGAGACCCUCUCCCGGGACGGAGCCCCUCCCUCCAGGAGUGGCCGGGCCCCUGUUCCCACAGAAGAGCCCCUUCCCCCGGGGUCGCGUGGCCGUCUGUCAUCUGCUGAUCGGCUCUUGGGGCCGGGUGGCGAGGCGCAGGGGGCAGGCGCGGCUGCCGCCAGCCCCGCGGACCCGGGAGGCAGCGCCCCGGCAGGGAAGAGCGAGGCGAGGCAGAAGGCCGCGCGCCCCGGGGCGCUGGUGCCCAUGUGCCUGUACACGCACUCCGUGAAGGGCCUGCUGCUGGCCCUGCUGGCCGCCGAGCCGCUGCAGGAGGACGCGGCCGCCGUCCAGGAGGUGUACCACAGCAGCCUGGCGUCCCUGAAUGGGCUGGAGGUCCACCUGAAGGAGACCCUGCCCGCCGCCAGGACGGCCGCCCCCGGCAGAGCCUACAACUUCGCGCACUACGACCGCGUUCAGAACGUGCUGACGGCCAGUCAGCUGCAGGCGGCCACCCCCCAGGACCGCCGCUUCCUCCAGGCCGUCAGCCUGAUGCACUCGGACUUCGCCCAGCUGCCCACACUGUCCGAGAUAACCGUGAGGAACGCCUCCACCGCCGUGUACGCCUGCUGCAGCCCCGCGCAGGAGACCUACUUCCAGCCGCUGGUGGCCGCCACCCGGAGCUCCGGCUUCCCCAGCGCGCAGGACGGCGCCUUCAGCCUCCCGGGCAAGGCCCGGCAGCGGCUGCUGAAGCACGGGGUGAACUUGCUGUGAGCCCGGCCCGGGAGGAAGCAGCGUCGAGAGUCCGUCUCUCUGCGUGGGGCCAGGAGGGGGUCACUGCUCAGCACGGGGUAAGGGACACCGUCGGGGGCCUCGUGGGGACUGGAAAAGGCACCCGGGCUC